UUAAAAAUGGCUGCGCCUGAUAUCUCGCUAUGUUGAGAUUUUGGUAUAUGGGACUGGCUCGAUGUUUGAUAUUGUAGUUCAUUUAGACGAAGCUCAAAGCUAGUAGUUAACUCCUAACAUAAUAAGUUUAGUAAAGUAAUAUUUACUAGCUGCCAGUAUUAUUAUGUAGAGCUUUGAUUUGAAAAUAAAAUAAAAUAAUUCGUCAGACUUGCUAGAUACUAAAAAUUAAUUAAAAUGAAAAGACUACUCUCUAAAAUCGAAACUAAAAUUGAUACAACUUCUAAAGAAACUAAUAAUUAUGUUGGAAAAGUAUUUCAAGUAGGUAGGACGUCAGUCACAGUAGAGGAGAUUUUGGCAGAAGGUGGUUUCGCUAUAGUUUUUUUGGUUAAAGGCUCUAAUGGAAAAAAAUUUGCUCUCAAACGAAUGUAUGUAAAUAACGAACAUGAUUUAUGUAUUUGUAAAAGGGAAAUUCAGAUUGCUAGUAGUUUAAGCGGCCACAAAAAUAUCAUUGGUUACGUAGAUUCUAGUAUUACUCAUACAGGAAAUGGAGUUUAUGAAAUUCUACUACUCAUGCCUUAUUGCAAAACACAAGUCUUACAACUUAUGAAUGCAAGGCUUCAGUCUGGUUUUACUGAGCAAGAAGUCAUGACAAUAUUUUGUGAUGUAUGUGAAGCUGUUUCGAGAUUACACCAUUGCCAAACUCCGAUUAUUCAUAGGGAUUUAAAGGUGGAGAAUAUUUUAGUUGGUGACAAUGGGCAGUAUGUGCUUUGUGAUUUUGGUUCUGCUACAGGCAAGGUGCUUUCAUCGAGCACACACAAUGCCGCUACUAUACUUGAAGAAAUAGAAAAAUAUACUACGCUAUCGUAUAGGUCUCCUGAAAUGGUUGAUGUAUAUUCUGGGAAAUCGAUUACUACUAAGGCUGAUAUUUGGGCUCUGGGUUGUCUCUUGUACAAGUUGUGCUUCUUUACGCUACCUUUUGGCGAGAGCACUCUUGCAAUUCAAAGUGGACAGUUCAGUAUUCCCGAGAACUCGAAAUAUUCUAGUGGGAUCCAUUGCCUUAUAAAAUUCAUGCUUGAGCCUGAUGCAGAAAAGAGGCCAGACAUAUACCAAGUAUCGUAUGUGGCAUUUGCUCUUGUCGGGAAGGAGUGUCCUGUUCAGAAUUUACAUAAAUCGCCUAUUAUUAGUUUAGAAGAAUUAAUGAGUAUUCAAGAAAAUGAAGUAAAGAAGAAAAAGUCAGUAACACCGAGUAAGACACAUUCAGUUCCUAUUGUAGAGCCUACUAGUAUUACUCCAAGGCAACGACCCAAACCUUCUUCAGCCCAAAAACAACCUGCAUCCCUGUUUCCUCCUUCUGGAUUUCCUGAUCCGUUUAGAGAAGAUUCCGGUAGCGAUCACGACUCUCAAACUACAAGUAACUCACCAAGGCACCGCAGAAAUGUCAGCGAUACAUCAGCUUUUAAUAAAGUUUUUGCUUCGGAGACGACACAGUUCUUAGCCCCUUAUGAAGCUUCGAAACCAAAGGAUCAGGACUCCUCUUCCGCUCCGGAUUCUCAGUUACUCGGCCCUUCUUCGUCUCAGGGCGAUGUAGCUACUGGUGAAGAUAUACGCUGCCAGUCAGCGACUACUGCUCCGCCUCACUGGAAUCCUUUUUACGAAAGUGAGCCAUUCUCGAGUGUAACAGAGGAUCAAAUUUUCGGAGCAGAAUUCGAUAAAAUUCAACGUGGAUCACAAUCAAGUAUUACCAAUGUUAAAAGUAGAGAAAGUUUGGUUAUGGCCUUCAACGAGCUUACGACAGCUGAUGAUGAUCCAUUUAGUGCAGCACCGUUUUCUUUGCCUGCUUCAAGACAAAGCCUGAAAAGCAAUAAAACCGCAACUAAAAGUUCAUCUUCUUCUACAGGAUUUGACAUAAAAGUAAAGGAUUGGAGAGAAUAUGUUGCAGUCGAGGAUGCAUUAUUGCGGGAAAACCUAUCCCCAGAUGCUACCAUUAUUAAUCCUCUCCAGUUUGUCAAAAUCCCGUUACAGGAUAGAUCCAAGUAUGAAAAGUUAACUUUUAAUUUGGAAGAUAUUUCGUCCGACGAAGAAACAGGUAAUACAAGAAAAAAGAAGUUAAAAUUCAAACAACGAACAAAAAAUACCAGUAAUUCAGAUGACUCGAUUGGUUCUGCUACCGAUUUACAAACUAGAGAAAUUGAAGAUGUUCCAGGAAAUGUUGAAGAAACAGAAACUAUCAAUGAAAGUAUUUUGACUUGUGGUUCGUCUGCUUAUCACGCUGAAACAGAAAGCAUGGCCAGAGACGACAUUAUCCUGAAAAAUAAACCGAAGUUAUUGGAAGAACAGGACUGUUUUGUUGGCCAUAGCUACGGAGACAAACCUCUACUAGCAGAUGAUGAGUUGGAUAUAUCAGAUUCGCCAACACUAGAAGUUGAAGAUGUCUUUGCUAUGGCCCCUUUUUCAAAAGUUGAAAAACCUAAAAAACAUAGGCCAAAUGAAAAUAUUAGAAGAGAAAAAGAAUAUCCUCAACCGUCAGUUAAUCAGGAUAUGUUCGGAGCAGUCCCGUUCAGUACUAAUCCCUUCAUUACUGAAAAACAAGAGUUUACCGACUCUGACUUUGAAGCUAAAGAUUUCAUUUCAUUUAAUGAUCAAAGCAAGGUCCCAGUAUUCGAGAAACUGGACGUUUCUCCUUCGGAUGAUAAUUUUAAUAAUUUCAUUUUAGCCGAUAAUUUGAGGAAAAAAAACAAACCCUCCGCAGAGGUUUCGAAAUAUAAUUUGAUCGAUGAGGCAAAGCUAAAGUCGAGGGUUAACAAGCAUUCCAAUUCAAAGAAGAUUAAAGUUAAACCUUUAGCUGCAGGUUUAUGCAAUAUGAGUUUCGAAGACUACGUUGACGAGAAGGAAGUACUUCAGACAUUUGUACCUUACGAAGUUGUAAGAGGGGAUGAGUCGACCCAGCCUGAUUCGUAUGGAAGCCUGAAACGAAGAAGCAAUCCUUUCUCUUGAGUUUUGUUUCGAAAGUAUAAGGUAUUGCCUCAUGAAUAAAUUAGGCCUUAUCAUCGUUUGGUGCUAGUUUAAAUAUUUAUAAUCUUAUAGAAAAGAAAUUGAAAAUUUUAUAUUGCAAACAAUCACAUCUCUUGUUAUUGUUGAUUUGUCUUAUACGUAAUCGAGUAUAUGAGUAUUCUUAUUUUAGCCUUGAAUAAGUAUUUUUUUUGCCAUUUUGGAGUUCCUAAUUGAUCACAGUUGUAUUUAGCAAUUCAAAUCUGUUUAAAUAAAAAUACAAUCCUAUAUCUUUUAUUAUCUUUUGCGAGUGUUUAUAUUUAGAUUAAUUUAGUUUUACUACAUAUAUGUAUUUUUUAACCGUUUAUUUUGCUGUUAUUUCCAUUCCAACUGGCCUUAUGCAGUUACUAUUAGAGGAAAAAUUAUUUAUUUAGAAAUGAGCUUCCAUAUUAUAGUGUGUAAUAUUUUUACAUGAAAAUUUGCUGUGAUUUCAACUAUAUAUUCGAAAGAGAAAUGUAUUUUUUUUAAUAUUUAUUUAUUUUGUAGAUAAGUAGUGGUUGUAUUAAUAAAAUAUGACAAGACUGUCAUUUUUUUUUAAUGUAUUAGGUAGUUUCAAUUUUAUUUAAAUAGUCGUGUCGUUUUGUUGUUUUAUGAAGGAAAGUCGAUUGUGGAAUCUAGUAACAUUGUGAUGUGGCAAGGGAUUUUUUUGGAACAUUUAAAUUUAAUGAUAUGCCUAAUAAGUGUUUCUGUGUAAAAAUUUAUUGUUUGAUAAUCUUUUUUUAUUCAUUUAUUCAUUUGUUAUUAAUUUCUAAAUAUGUAAGAUUAAUUAGAGCAAAAACACAAAAAUGAAAAAAAAAAACUGUAAUUUGAGUCACUCGAAUAGCAGUUGAUUGUUAAUGGCAGUGAAUGGCUACAAGUCAAUGUUCAUAAUCAGGACUGAACAAGAUUGAUUGAAUGACAGACUUAAGAUUGAAUUAAUGUAGACUAGAUAGCCUAUCCUCACUUCAAUAUAGGUGUAUUUAUUUAGGGAGUAUAAUUUGAUAAUUUCAUGCGAUGUACUGUUACUAUUUUUUCAAUCUGUAUUAGGCUUUUAAAGCUGUUUAGUUAUAUUUUGCGAUUUUUAUAUAGUUAAGGCUUUACUCAGAAUCUUCUAAUAAUAUCCUAAAUCUUUAAUAAGUCCAUCAAUCAAAAUAAAAUUAACUUUUUGUUUAAAUCAUUAGGGUUUUGAAUCAAAUAUUAAGUUUUAUUUUAUGUCAGUUUCGGUAUGAAUGGAAUCAUUUUUUUUUUCCUGUUAUUUCCGCACUGGAACCCCUCCUUGAUACUUUUCAAGUAAAGGUUUUACAUAACUCUAAUUUUUGAAAAAAUUUUAUUUAAUAGUUAUGUGGUUUCGUCAAAAAGUCUAUCUAAUUCUUAGCUACUCAAGCGAAUGACACUUGAGAAUCAACUAAUUCAUUUAAGAUAAAUUAUAACUCUAAUCUAAGUCCAAUUAUUUUUUAUUUCUCAUUUAACGUAACUUUUUUUUUUUAAGAACUUUAAUACAUAAAAGUUAAACCAUAAACCUAGAACUUUCAUCUAAACAACUUUUUGUCAUAAAAAGUUUCACAGAAAUUGAUAAAAUGGAGAUUUUUUGAAAAAGUUUCAACCAUAAAGCACUUUAUGGAGAUUUAUUUAAAAACUGUUAUUAUCGUUUAUCAUAUCGAUUACAUCUUUACAUUUUUCACUUAUGAUUUUAUAUUAAAUAUUUUACUUCAAAAUAAGUUGUAAUAUUUUAAGAAUUAGGAAAAAAUGUAGGGUCUUGACUGAACCAUUAGAUUAGGCUCAGCUCAAGAUUAUUAGCUCCUUAAUUUUUUUUAAAAGCUAUUUUGCAAUACAGAAAUAUAUUUUAUAAAUUACCUAUUUUAUUUCAUACCUUGUAGAUUUCCAUUUUUGUGCAUACAAAACUAUAGGAUCUUUGUUGAAUCCAUCCAUCCAUCUAGUUUGUGUAUAAAUACUGUAGUAUUGAUUGUUAUAUAGAGACUUCAUAAUGGAUCACUACUUAUUCUAUGCAUGUCAGUCUACUCACCUUCAUAUAAUGAAUUAUACACUGACUAGUUUCUGUAAGAAGUUCUUUAUUGGUCCUUUUCCUCCAUGCGAUUGUAUUCUGAUCCCGUAUUUCUUCGGAUAAAUCACUUAUUAUUAGAUACUAUUCUAUCCACCAGUAAAAAUAAUGGAACUAGUUUAAUUUUUGUUGAUAGAGCGUAAAUGUGCUCUCUGAACACUGUUAUAAAUGUCCUUAUUUGUGACAGAUUGUAAUGUCUCUCAAUACAUAUAGUUAGUUAGUUUAAUUUUAGACUAAAAUGAACUAUCUAUCCAUUAAAUUUUUUUUUUUUAAUGUUAACAGGCAUCUGUGAGAAUUGCUGAAAUAGUAAAACCUCUGAACAUUUUUUGAUAUGAAUAAGUAAACAUUUUCUAUAAAAAAAUUUUUUUCAGUCCAUUAAAUUUUUGUUAAAUUUAUCUGUACAGUUUUAGGGCCCAUCUGAUACCUUGGCUUAGCAUAUCCCUACCUGCCUUUCUAUUUUUGAUUAAACUAAUCUUUAAAUUAUUUUACCAAAAUUAAUAUUACUGUAAAUUCGGAAGCCUGGAUUAGGUUGGGAUGUGCAUGCGGACUCUGAAGUUUGAGGAUUGAAGAGUGUUCCCCUGAUUUUUUUAUUAUUUUCGAUUUGUGGGAAAGAAUUAAAAUUUAUCAGGUUGGAGGAUGUUAUCUUUGUAUCAAUGAAAUAUUCUGGUGUGAACUCUUGUUUUUUUUAAAUCCAGUCUAAAAAUUUUUUUGUAAAUUGUGUGUGGAAUAAAAGUGUUUUAUUUCCAAUUCAGAGUACACGUAUUAAUUUUUUUAUAACCUAGGGAUCAAAUAUAACGGUUAGUUAUAUCUUUGAACCUUAGUCGAACAUUAUGGUGACCAGGACAGGACAGGAUAUAAGCUAUGGAAUAAAACUAAUCCAGAACUAGACAGAAUCAGCAUCGCAUUUUUUAAAAUCAGAUUAGUUAUAUCCUGAAUUAAGUUAUAUUAGGUUAAAGUUAGAAUAGCAUUGACUCAUCUAUAAGAUCCAUCAAAGUAUUAAAUUUUUAAGACAUGAUGAAACUUGACAGAUUAGCAAAUGAAGUUACUGUUUCAGAAAUGCCUAGCCACAACACAUUUGCUAGAUUCUUUGAUGUUUGACAUUUAUAUAUAUAUGUAUUAUUUAUCAAUAAUUUUAUAUAUUAGUUGAUAUUGCUAUCGAUAUAUACAUAUAUAAAAAUUUAAAAAAAAAAAGUCCAAAAACUUAUAUAGUUAUCCAUAUUAUUAUUUGCAUCAGUGAUUUUGCUCAAUUCAGUUCAACUUUUUUAUUCCUUUUGUUGAUCUGCAUUAACUUGAUAAUUUUAAUUUAUGUUUAUAGUCAUUUUGAUGCUUAAACUUGCCGUUUCGGUGGCUUUGAUAUGUAGCCGAUACAUUUUUUGUUUCUUUAUCUAAAACUUGGUUGCUAUGAUUAUGUUUUGAAGGAACUAUUUUAGGAAUAGAAGGGCCUUUAUACAUUCUAUCGUAAGAAAUAUUUAGCUUUUAGUUAUUAUACCCUCAUAUAUUGAGACUGUUACCUUAGCAUAAGAUUUGUUUAUUUAUUUUUAUCUUUGUACCAAAGUUUUUUUUUUCUUGUUUCCUUCUGGUGUUCAGUUACAUUCCUUCGUCUCUUUUUUCUUCAUUUAUUUUGUAAUGUUAACGAGUGUAUAAAAGACAGUUAUUAUAAUUGUUUAUGUAAAAAAUGUAUUAAUUAUUUAUUUUGUAUAUUUAUUUGUUGAUGGGUAUGAUGUAUUUUUUAUUCGAAAAAAAAAAGAAAAGAAAAUGAAUUGUCAUUUAUUUGUUGAUUGUUAUAUAAUAAACAGUUCUGCUAUUAUUA
Nezara viridula (southern green stink bug) is the source of this 6896-nucleotide messenger RNA. The record is from the annotation of a GenBank genome assembly. NCBI's taxonomy places the organism in Eukaryota, Metazoa, Arthropoda, Insecta, Hemiptera, Pentatomidae.